UAACGCGUUAAAUGAGUCAUGAGCCACGACAAAAAAUUCAGACAGUUGCAACUUGGAACUUAUACGGUGAAAGACUUUAUAAGCGCUUGCGUCCCACGGAGGAGUAUUAUUAAGCAAGAUUACGAGACCGUUUGAGUCAGAUCUCGGUAUUUAAGGGCGAACGACACGGGUCACAGGUCGACUCAGAAUAAAUCAAGAUAUUAGACAAGUGAAACAUUUGGAUUUAAACCACGAGAACGAGAUGGAGUUAACGAAGACAUUUCUCUGCUUUUUGGGGAUGCUGUGUGCGCUGACAGCCACAGGCGGAGCGGAGGAGCAGAACCACUUCCCUGCAGCCUCUGAUCUCACCUGGGUCUCCUUCAACUUCAAGACGGUCCUGCAGUGGGGCCCACCGCCCUCCAACUUCUCCUACACGGUGGAGUUCUCUCAGCUGGGAGAUAACAGGAAGAGGAACCCUCACUGCAUCAGGACCUCUGACACAGAGUGUGACCUCACCAACGACCUCCGACUCCUGAGGGCCACCUACUCAGCUGCUGUCCUAUCAGAGCCCUUACCUGGCAUGACCUCUGACCUGGUGGAGUUCCCCUUUACCCGUGCUCCGCAGUUCAGCCCCUACACAGACACCAUGAUAGGCCGUCCAGAGUUCCGUGUGGAGUGGGGGGAGGACAGGACGCGGGUGAGGCUGCUGGUCAGCGACCCCCCCACCCCCCUGUUCAGGGAGGGCGUGUUACUGAGCAUCAGAGACGUGUUCCUGAAGGACCUGCACUACCGGGUCAGAUACAGCAAGGCUGGCAGCACUGGCCAGAAGGAGCAGACCUCCAGGCAGAGCGAGGUGGAGGUGGAGGGUCUGGACCGAGGGCAGAGCUACUGCUUCAGCGUAGCGGCCUACCUGCCCUCCAGACCAGCAGAGCGCAGGCUGGGUCAGUGGAGCAGACCUCAGUGCUCUGGGGGAGAGAGGAGCAUCUUCCAGGAGUUCAGCACAGGGGUGAUGGUGGGAGCCAUCUUCAUCCUCCUCACCCUCCUCAUCCUCACCCUCCUCCUGGUGAGGCUCUGCUGCCGCUGCUGCUGUCGCCACGGAGACAAGACCAGCAGCAAGGAGGACCUGGCCAUGACACACGUCUAGAGCAGAGAGAGAGGGUGUGUGUGUGUGUGUGUGUGAGAGAGAGAUAGAGGGUGUGUGUGUGUGUGUGUGAGAGAGAGAGAGAGAUAGAGGGUGUGUGUGUGUGUGUGCGUGUGAGUGCUGGAAUGCUGGUGUGUGUGGCACUGUGUGGGAGUGUGUGUCAGUGUGUGUGUUGAGAGUAAUGGAGAAUUUCAAAUAAUGUUUGUGUAUUCAGUGUACGUGUGUGUGUGCAUUCGGUGUAUGUGGUGUGUGUGGUACCAAGUUACACCUUAACUGGAUUCACCUUCCCAAGUGGAGGAAACCAUGUUCCUCUGUUUAGGUUUUGCUCAAACGUGUUUGACACUGGAUUCUGGUUUCUGUGAAGCCCACUGACUUUACAUGUCCUCUGAUCCAAGAUGGCUGACGUCAUCAGAUCCAAGAUGGCGGAUGUCUUGGAUCAGUUAUAGUCUCUGUGUGUGUGUGUGUUACAGUCACAGUGUUGUCUGUCUGAAGGAAGCUCAUUAUCAGCUGGUCUCAUAGUGAGAAAUCUAAUAGACAUUUUUUUUAAGAAUAUUAUUUUAUACAAUUGAAUGUUUACAAUGUUUUACUUUUCAUGUGCAGUAAUAAGAAGAUACACUUUUGAUGUUGAUUUUAUACUUUUAAAUGAUAUUUAUUUCCUUUUUGUCAUUAUAUAUUUAUUUAAUUAGGAUAAUGCACAAGUGUGUCUGCUUGUUUGAAGUUCAUUUGUACAGUAUAAUGUGCAGCUGGUGCCCUUUAACACAGCUCUGGAAACAAACCUAAAAAGAGGUUAUGAAUGGCUCCCUAUUAAUCCCUGAGGCAUUACUAAACUGUUACACUUCAAUAAUAAAAUAUUCAGAAAAAACA
Hypomesus transpacificus is the source of this 1984-nucleotide messenger RNA. RefSeq names its product tissue factor-like. The record is from RefSeq and is a predicted model, not a curated record. NCBI's taxonomy places the organism in Eukaryota, Metazoa, Chordata, Actinopteri, Osmeriformes, Osmeridae. Gene Ontology annotation, molecular function: protein binding. Gene Ontology annotation, biological process: blood coagulation. The coding region runs from base 242 to 1123 and encodes 293 amino acids. The transcript is spliced from 6 exons. Gene Ontology annotation, cellular component: membrane.